GUCGCUCCUUCGUUUGUUUUUUUGUUUUUUUUCUACAGAGUUGCAGCAUUCCCCGAGGAAGUGCAGGCGCUGGUCUUGCUGCAAAGAAAAUCCGUCCAGACGUCAACGCGCGCCAGCAUUCCAGCUGACUGGAGCUGCUGCCUCGUGGGAAGACGCAUUGUGCGCUCGCGCUGCCAUAGGCUCCGCUCUUGUCGCCCCUUGCUGCUGCAGCGUUAAUUGUCGGUAGCUUAUAGCUCGGGCGCGCGUUGCGGCUCCUCUUUCAAAGCAAGGAUUCGCACUGUAACUUUUUUUCUUCUAUUUUACAACGAACCAUCUUUUAUCAUAAAAAGUGACUUUUAUGAGUAAGCAUUACCGUUAGAAGAUCGUUUGGUAGGUUACUGAUGGUGCAACGUUGGCGGGAAGGUGCGGGACAGGCAGCUCGUUGAGAGUUUUUUUUUUUUCCUCCCUUUUUUCACUUCGGGCUUGCCCGUUUACAGUAGACGGACAAAGCGCGUGCACAAAACGGACUUAUCCACUCAUCACCCGGACGACUGGACGGGACGGAUCGGCAAAGCAAACGCGAAUUCAUUGCAUUCGAUAAACGACGAAGAAUAUAUGCGCGCUCCCUAUCGCUAGAACACUCUCUUGAUUGCUAUCCUCGGCACUACCCAGUAUCACCAUUGAUCAAUGAACGGUUGUUACAUGGUACUUGCUUAUUUUUGUGGCGCUGGCUCCGUUCUGUUGUUACGGACGCUUAAAUGCUCAUUUAGGAUAAACCGGUGUACUUUUUUACUUUUGAGAAAUUAGCCGAACAUUUUGAUAAUACCAUUAGCUAGAUACGAUUUAAUAAUCACAUAUCUUAAGCAUGGACACGUUGCCAAUUUAAGCAGAAUAAUUGAACGCUUCGCCGCUUAGUUAAUUAAAUAAUUUUGGUUCUACAGCCAGGGAAUUUUUAAAGGCGAGGUUUUUUUUUUGGAUUCGUUAUUCUUUUUAAAAAUGGCAAUUAACACAGAUGCCGAGUUUCAGAAAACUACCUUGGGAGGGGGUACCGUUGUGCCGCCCGCGGAAUCCCUGGAGACGGAAAAACUUCUCUGCGCCGUCACCACCGAGCCCUCCCGUGACGGCGACAUCAAGCUCUCCAACUCUUUCACGGCCAACCUCGGGAGCGUAAAGUCCCUGGACAGCGAGCAAAACGGACACAGUUCGCCGGUGAGGUCGGGGUCCGCGGGGACUCUCGGGGCGCGGCCUCUGUCCCCGUCCCGCGUAAGUUUGAGCCGCUCUUCUCUGGGGAAUACCGUUAAGGAGCAACCGCCACCUCGGGAUUAUCUGAUACUGGUCGUCCUCUCCUGCUUUUGUCCCGUCUGGCCCGUCAGCAUCGUUGCGCUGGUGUAUUCAGUUAUGGCCCGGAGCAGUCUGGCUCAGGGGGAUGUGGACGGAGCGCGGCGACUUGGACGUGUGGCUCGCUUCCUCAGCAUCAGCGCCAUCCUCAUCGGGAUCCUAGUGAUCACCAUCUGCGUCAUUACAUAUCUGACAUAGGCACAGAGGACCGCAAGGACGACCCAAACCUGAUGAAUUCAUCUGUAAAAUACAUAUUAAUCUGGCAAAACAGAAUUUAAAAUGUGAAAAAAAAGAAUUUCCUUCCAUUCCAAAAAAAAAAAUUAAGAAAACAAGUUUCUGCGCCCUUCAUAAAGCAAAAAAGUCUUGAGUCACAGCCAAGGGAAAUAUGAAAUAUGAAAUAUGCAAGCAAAAAAAAACAAUAAAUACGUUCAAAAGAGAAACACAUGCAUGCUGUAGCUAACAUCUACUUGAAAGUAAAAAAACGAAGAAGAAAAAAAUAAAACAUAAAAAAGACAUAUUAACACAAAUACCUUUACGGACAGACAGAGGAAAAGGACAGAGGCACAGCGUGUAUCCAUGGAGCAUCGCUGCGGUAACUAUGGAGCAUCUCUGCGGUAACUAUGGAGCAUCUCUACGGUAACUAUGGAGCAUCUCUGCGGUAACUACGGAGCAUCUCUACGGUAACUAUGGAGCAUCUCUGCGGUAACUAUGGAGCAUCUCUGUGGUAACUAUGGAGCAUCUCCAUGGUAACUAUGGAGCAUCUCUGCGGUAACUAUGGAGCUCUGGAGUAACGGUGGUGUACCCGGAGUCUGACAGAGGAACAGAGGUCCCGGGACAGUGGGGCGUUCUCUCAGCGCCCCAAACGGAGACGGACACAGCGAGGGUCGUGUGUGGGGAGCGCCGGGGUGAGAGAGCGACGGGGGACAGCUGUCUGCGUUCACAAGCGGAUGCAAUUAUACCAAUAUGAUAUUCACAGCGUGUAUUCCUGCAUUGUUUUCUAUAUGAGAGGUGUGUAUGCAUAAAGAGGCCAUAAAGAGCAGCAGUGAUGGGAUAGAGGAGGAAGAGGAGGUGGAGGAGGAGGAGAAGGAGGAGGAAGAGGAGGUGGAGGAGAGGACUUGGGUGCGGGUGGAGCAGUCUUGCGGUCUAUCGUCCCAGUCUGCGGCCGUGACGGAGAGAAAGUUUUUUUUGUUUUUUUUUUGGAAUCGGUUAUUGUUGUUUUUGUAUUUUUCGACGAAAAAAAAAUGACCACCUGCAUGCUUUUUAAAAAAUACUGGGUGUGUGUUUGUCUGAGUCAUCACUGCGUGCUGACACCAGCUCCAGGACAGAGUAGCUUCCAUGGGGGGGGGGGGGGGGCGGGGAUCUGCAUUUUCCUAAUGAUUCCGACACCUCCAGGCUUCCGGCAAUGAAAAUGUGAUUCAUCUGAACAUAAAAAUGAAAUAUCAGCCUGUAGGUGAGUGUGGUGCAUGCAAAACCAGAGGCUUCCCGUGGAAACUCUUUUGAUUGGUGCGGUGUGAGUGUGACUGUAGGCGGGGGUGGGUGGGGGUGGGGGGGGGGGGGUUGUGUGAACUGUGGAUGUGAGAUUUGGGGUUGCCUGGUAACCCGAGAUGUCCUGCAUUUCAGCCAAUGACAGGUGGCCCUGAGCUGGGUGCGUGUACUUAAACAUUUUCCCUGGCACGGAUGAAUUCCUACAGGACAUGCCUGAACACCGCGAUGGACAGAUAUGGCUCCUCCCGCGAACCUGCCAAACUUUGGCCUGCUGUUUGGCUCCUGUGUGCGAAUGUGUUGGAUUUGAUAAAUAACCAUAGCAACUCCCAAUAUUAUCCCCCCCCCCCGAACCCUCCAACCCCCAAGCAUGCAGCAUGCAUGUUGCAUCCUGUAAUUGAGAAAGGAAACCGUGGCAACCCCCCCCCCCCUCCCCGCCAGAACUGUGAACAGCUGGAGGAGGAGCUAUUCGGAAAACUACAUGCGCUCGAUCUGGGUCAAGACCCCCCCACCCCCCCAAAAAAAAAUUAAAACACCUAGCCUUGUCCCACACACACACACAGAAUUCCUCACGAAUGCUCCCCACCCUCCGCCCUGCCGCACCCACCCUACCCCCCUCUGUUGGUGUAGUAUAGCGAUAUUAUGUAAGCAUGCUCUGGGACAACAUUGUACAAUAGCAGAAUGCCCUCAUAUCCUUCAGUGUAACGAGUCUGUAGUGACAUCACAGCCUGCAGUUUGGGGGGUGGGAAAGGGGGGGGGGGUGGUGUUGUUUGGGGAAAAAUAAAUACCCUUGAUACACGUGACAGCUGUUUCACUCAAAAAACGUUUAGCAUCAAUACACACUUUUACUUUUAACUUUCAAGGAGAAAUGCACCCUCUCGUAUCUUAUGAAUGUUAGAGCAAGAGACACUUUUUUAAUGAGAAAUAAAUCUUGGAUCAUUGCAGAUAAAUCGUUGGGGUGAAAGUGUUAAAGCUGAACCCACAUCUUUUGUCGACUUUCUUACAAUUAAUGUACUCUACAAAAUAAUGAACACGUUCUGUAACACUUCA
This is a messenger RNA of Anguilla anguilla (European eel), 3849 nucleotides long. RefSeq names its product trafficking regulator of GLUT4 1-like. NCBI's taxonomy places the organism in Eukaryota, Metazoa, Chordata, Actinopteri, Anguilliformes, Anguillidae. Gene Ontology annotation, cellular component: membrane. The record is from RefSeq and is a predicted model, not a curated record. The transcript is spliced from 3 exons. The coding region runs from base 976 to 1515 and encodes 179 amino acids.